Molecule: messenger RNA, 948 nt
Organism: Caenorhabditis elegans
Lineage: Eukaryota; Metazoa; Nematoda; Chromadorea; Rhabditida; Rhabditidae
Gene: T24C12.1
Product: Tetraspanin family protein
Exons: 6
Coding region: 22-948 (308 amino acids)
Source: RefSeq, marked reviewed
UAAUUAUAACAAGUUUUCAGCAUGCGGUUUGGUAAAGCGGCAUGGCUUUAUGGGAGCAAUAUGAUACUCCUGCUUGCCGUUUUUCUCUUUCUUGGCGCCACGAUUGUCAUGCUCACAAGCCCAUUAUUCGUGCUGAUUCCUAUCAAAAAGAAUGAUCCAUAUGUUCUUGGAUACUGCUUCAUCAAUAUUUGUUUGGCACUUUUGUGUAUCGCAUCAAUUGUUGCAAUUCGGAAAAGACAAAUUGGCGUUGUCGUUUUUUGUCAUUGGAUAAAGUGCUGUACACUUAUUGUGGAUGCUGUCAUGGUUUUCGUUUUUGCAAGCAUCAUGUCCACAGCUCACACCUCGCUAUAUUCCCACAUUCAAGUACUUCACAAUAGCAGUAAAGAACUAUGCUCUGUCUGGGAUAACGUCUAUCAGACUUUGAUUUGCUGCCCACCCGAAGAAGUGUUACAAACAUGUGCAGAUUUUCUAAACGUUACAAAAUCGUUUUGCCCAACUGGACAUUCCAAUGACUGCUAUAUUCAUCUCAAGAGAUGGCUCCAUUCCAAUACAGAAAUAGUCGGAUGUCUUGCUUUUUGUGUGAUCACGCCGCUGAAGUUGUUCAUGAUCGCAGCUCUUCGAAAAGAUAUCGAGAAAGUUGAAACAGAAAUGGCGGAACUUGAAUACUACUCUCAGAUGAUUAAUGAAUAUGACCGCCAUGGAGAUGGUUACAUCGAGAGCUUCAAGAGCAAUAUCAACUUGGCUGACAGCACGUCAACCCAAACAUCAGGAAUCAGCCGCGUUAAAAGUUUCCCAGGAUAUUCACCUUUCUUGAAGCACUCUGUAAUCGAGGAGGUGGAGAACGAAUUUACGGUCCGUGGGGAUGAAAUUCGGGAAGAGCUACAACAAGCGAUUGCUGCUCAUAAUGCACGACAACUUGAGGCGGCUGCUGUUACUGAACAGUUUUAA